Panonychus citri (citrus red mite) is the source of this 1919-nucleotide messenger RNA. RefSeq lists its product as uncharacterized. Lineage: Eukaryota; Metazoa; Arthropoda; Arachnida; Trombidiformes; Tetranychidae. The transcript has 2 exons. Bases 582 to 1586 code for a protein of 334 amino acids. The record is from RefSeq and is a predicted model, not a curated record.
GUUGUUAUCCAAGGAGAAAAAAAAACUGACCAAUUUCCGGGGAACCCACAGAGUCUCAGAUGAACAUGAACAACCAGAAAUCAGGGAAACUGAAUUAAUCGUGAGCUCACUUGCUAUUUGUUUCUCAUGUAAUUGAAAAAUAUCAAAAGGUACACUGAGAAGAAGAUGAUGAGGAUGAAGAUGAAGAAAAGAUGAAGAUGAAAAGUACACGGAGGAUAAACUUAGACUCCUCCUUGGCAGUCUCAGUGGUUAUGUUUUUAAGACGUUGAAGGUGAAGAAAAAAGUUCGAGAGUUUUUUUUUCUGGUUCGACGUCGACUUAACUUAUAUAAAUAUAAAGUGACCUGAAAUUUUAUCGUAGAAGAGGAAAUAACAUUGAAACAAUCAUCAGAAUCAAAGUCAACAUAGAGAAAAGUUUUUUCCUUCGUGUUGAAUAUUCAUCUUUUUUUGCCAACGUUGUUUCAUCAACUUGUUGAUUGUUCAAUUAAAUCAGUUAACUGAUUCAAGUGACCUUUUGGAAACUUGGAUUUAACACCAGAUACAAUCAAGUAGUGACCAAUUUUAAUUAAAACAAUUAAAUAAAAUGGUUUAUUAUAUUGCAACGGUUUCAUUUCUCCUUCUUUUAACAGUUGAUGCUCUCGAACUGGACGAAAUUACAUAUUUACCAAGCACGUACUGGCCGAUGUUAAGGUAUGCACCUUCAUCAUCUUCUCCGUCAUCAUCACCAUUAUCAUCAGCACGAGGGUUGAAUGUGCCCUUCAAGAGACAAGGUAUCAUACCUGGACCCAGAGUGGGUCGUUCAUUUGAUUCAAAUCAUUAUUAUCGUUAUCAUCCAAACGGUGUUUCAAAUCAAAACGAUAAACUGAAUGAAUAUCCCAAUGUUAAUAAUUAUCACCCUGAGUUGCAUGAAGUUUUAUCAUCUUCUGGCUUCAAUAGUCGAGGAAAAAGAUCAAUACGAGUCAAUGAUAUUUCCUCAUCUGCAUCUCCCUCUGCAUCCUCCUCAUCACCUUCCUCACCUUCAUCAUUAACUGGAUCUAACGUUGACAUGAGUAACCUUGAUGACACUUCGAGCUCAAACAGCAUGGCGUUUUUUGCCCGGUCAGCUCGUCAAUUGAUUCCAGCACCAAGGGUCGGUCGAUCGUCAUCAUUAUCAUCUUCACCUUUAUCAAACAAUUUAAUAUUUUCACCAAUUCCUACAUCAUUAUCAAAAUCUAACCUUUUAACAGGCUUCAGUCAUGCAGCAAGUACUUAUAAUCGAGGUGAAGAUGAAAUCAACGGUUACGAAACUGACCCACAAAUAGUCAAUGGUCAAGUUGGACCUUUAGGAGCUCAUGGAUCGAUUCAAUUGAUGGCGGUUCCAAGAGGAUAUUUAAAUCCCCUUCUUGCUAGAGAUUUAUUCAAAAGAGUUGCCUUGACUCCGAGGAUUGGACGAUCAUCUGAAGGAUCAUCAUCAUCAAUUGGUUCUAAUGGUUGGUUCGAUGAUGAUGAUUACUACAAUCGAGUAAUUAAAUCAUCAUUUACACCUCGAGUUGGCAGAUCAGUUAACAUAAAUGGUGAAAAAUCAUCACUGAAAACUUCAAAAUCUUAAAUGAAAAACAAAAGUUUUUUCAAUUUUCAUUAUUAAUCUUAAUUCAUUAAUUUAUUUGAUUCAUUCCUUUUAAUUACCGUGUGUUCAUUGAUUAUAAUUAAACUAUAAAGAGGUUUCCUUUUAAAUCAUAUGUUUCAAGAAAAAAGCUUCAACAAUAAUCACAAUUGAACCAAUUUUGUUUUAAUCAUGAUAAAAUUGAAAGAAAGUAUUAAUAUCAGAAUCAAUCAUUUCAUCGUAAAGUCAAUGUAAUAAUUAAAAUUAAGUAAUAAUAAUGUUAACUUUUUAUGUUAAUUAAACAGAAAUAAAUUAAUAAAAUUACAUUUUAAGUUCUCA